AUGGUCACCAAGUGUGUCACGAUUAAACAGAUCCAGCUGGAGCAAGAUAGUGGUAAAAGUCUUCAUGAUGACUCUAGGAGGCAGACACUCAUUGAUCUAAACAGAGCAGGAAUUGGACUUAUGGAAAUUGUAAUGGAACCUGACAUGACGUGUGGAGAGGAAGCCGCAGCUGCUGUCAGGGAACUUCAACUCAUUCUGCAGACUCUUGGAACAAGUCUUGCAAACAUGUCAGAGGGACAAUUGAGAGUCGAUGCAAAUAUAUCUGUUCAUUAUCCUGGAGAGCCGUUUGGAGUAAGGACAGAAGUUAAGAACAUUAAUAGUGCUCGUUUUUUGGCAAGAGCUAUCGAUUAUGAAAUUAAAAGGCAAACUGAAAUCCUUAAUGGUGGAGGUGUAAUCCUAAAUGAAACAAGGGCCUUUGAUUACAAACUUGGGGCCACCAUACCUAUGAGGGAUAAGGAAGGAAAGCAAGAUUACCGGUUUAUGCCAGAACCAAACCUUCCUCCACUGAUACUUUAUGAUAACAAGACAUUACCAAAUAACGUGGAUGAUAGUCAAGUUAUAAAUAUAGACUUGAUUAAAGAAAUGUUGCCCGAACUUCCCAGAGUCACCAGGGAAAGACUUGUUGAAGAAUAUGGGAUAUUGCCUGAGCACAGUUUUGUUCUAGUGAAUGAAGAUGGACUCAAAGAUUAUUUUGAAACUGUGGUCAAAAUGACCAGAGUUGACCCAAAGAAGAUAAUUGGAUGGAUAAUUAAGGAUUUGCUUGGCUACCUUCGGCAGGAAAAUCUCACUAUCAAACAAAGUGUGAUAACUUCCACCUCGUUAGCUGAACUUGUAACACUGCUGGAGAACAGAGUCAUUUCUUCAUCAGCAGCCCAACAGGUGUUCCAGGAGCUCUGCAAGGGAGUAAAUAAGACCCCAACACAGAUCAUGAAGGAGAAGAACCUAGGACUUCUUGAUAGGAGACAGCUAGAGGACAUCUGUCAAAAGAUUUUGGAUGACCACAGUAUAGAGAUUGCUGCCAUAAGACAAGGAAACCUUAAGGUUCUGAAUAAGCUCAUAGGCUUAGUUCAGAAGGCUUCAAAAGGACGGACGGACCCAGCUCUUGUGAAGACCAUACUAGAGGAAAAAGUGCUAUCUUAA
Staurois parvus is the source of this 1140-nucleotide messenger RNA. NCBI's taxonomy places the organism in Eukaryota, Metazoa, Chordata, Amphibia, Anura, Ranidae. The record is from the annotation of a GenBank genome assembly.